AUGACUCAGAUCUGUAACGUGAUCUGGGGAGGAAGGCUUGUACAUGGCGAAAAUGUCUCCUUCUACUUCAUCUCCUUCUACUUCAUCUUCUUCUACUUCAUCUCCUUCUACUUCAUCUUCUUCUACUUCAUCUUCUUCUACUUCAUCUCCUUCUACUUCAUCUCCUUCUACUUCAUCUCCUUCUACUUCAUCUCCUUCUACUUCAUCUUCUUCUACUUCAUCUCCUUCUACUUCAGCUCCUUCUACUUCAUCUCCUUCUACUUCAUCUUCUUCUACUUCAUUUCCUGCUACUUCAUCUUCUUCUACUUCAGCUCCUUCUACUUCAUCUCCUUCUACUUCAUCUCCUUCUACUUCAUCUUCUUCUACUUCAUCUCCUUCUACUUCAUCUCCUUCUACUUCAUCUCCUUCUACUUCAGCUCCUUCUACUUCAUCUUCUUCUACUUCAUCUCCUUCUACUUCAUCUUCUUCUACUUCAUCUCCUUCUACUUCAUCUCCUUCUACUUCAGCUCCUUCUACUUCAUCUCCUUCUACUUCAGCUCCUUCUACUUCAUCUUCUUCUACUUCAUCUUCUUCUACUUCAGCUCCUUCUACUUCAUCUCCUUCUACUUCAGCUCCUCCUUCAACCGAUCCUGCGCCUUUUGCUCCCGUCCUCCCAUCACUCAACCGAAGAUGAUCUCCUUCACGCAUCGUUUGUGCUUGAGAUUGUUUCCGAUCGACAUCUUCCUGCAUGUCUGCGAGGCGAUUUCCUUUGAUGUCAUCCUGCAGCUCAGAUGUGUCUGCAAGCAUUGGAACAAGGAAUGCGAUGCUGUGCUAUCUCAAUUCAAGAACGUUGAGCUCUCUUAUGUCUAUGACAUUGAGAUGGCGAAGAGGCUGCUUGCAAAGUGCUGCAACUUAGAAAGUCUGAAGCUCUCCAAGUGCGAUGAGGCUUGCACUCUCAUCCUAAAGGACAUAAACAAGUUCGCCUUCCGCACAUGCCUCAAGGCUCUCAGCUGCGACUCGGAGCAGAAGAGUUUGAAGAAGGUCGUGAAGUCUUGCUCGGGUCUCCAGUCUCUCGGACCCUCAUGUUCUGUGCCAGCGAAAAGCUCAAAGAAAGUUGACGAGGACGGAUCACAAGGAGAGAAGGCAAGAGAAUAUGACAAAGUAGCAGAGCAUAGACCUGAGAGGGACAACAGUCUGCGGUAUCGGCGGCAUGGUGGAGAAAAUAUCGAACAAUCUUCUGCAGCCAAAGACAAGCUGACGUUCGGUCAGGUCACAAGGAAUUGCUCUCGCUUGCAGUCCCUUACCAUCAGUCACAACCUCUGGCUGACGCAGAGAUCCAUCGAGCAUGCCUUAGGACUUCCCUUCCUCUCUCGUCUCGGAGCAGCUGUCUCAAUCCCCCGGACUCGCUUCGCACAUGGCGGGCCUCUCACAAACGAGACGAGGAACGGCAAGCUGCAGAUGGAGGAAAUCCGAGCGGUGGGAUGGUACACUACGGCAUCGACUGCCAUGGCGCUAGCUGAAGCGACGACGAACUUGACGUCCUUGGACCUGGCUGCGACGAACUUCGACGACCCUGCUGUCCGCAUGCUCAGCCAAGGAUGUUCGCGUUUGAGAGUUUUGAGGCUCAACGGCUGUAAGAAAGUCACCGAUAAAUCUGUUGUGAAACACGUGAAAGUAAUGUCCAUGCACGCAGCUCUUGUUGCUGCUGGUGAUGAUGGUGACGACGAUGACGAUGACGAUGACGAUGACGAUGACGAUGAUGAUGAUGAGUUGAAUGGAGAGUUGUCACAAGUGAGCGACACUGGACUGAAGACGCUCAUCGAAAACAAGAUGGGUGAAAGACUUUCUGUCCUCUCCUUGGCCUUCUGCAGCAAUAUCUCCGUCCCUGGGCUGCAGGCUGAGGUAGGAGCAGGAUCGACGAGCUUCGAGUCCCUUCGGGUCCUCAACUUAGCAGGCCUGACUCUCAACGUCGACAUCUUGCGACUUAUCUCCAUGUUUCCCCUCCUCACCUGGCUCAACGUCACCGACUCACACAUCCGCUCCAACUCCUCCUCCUCUUCCUCCUCCUCCUCUUCCUCCUCCUGCUUUGCCAGCCUUAAGACGAAGGGGGAAUUGAUCGAGUAUGCUGCUCGCAUCGACGACCUGCCGGCGCUCGCGAUCAGGCAGGGACGGCAGACCUGCGCGGUGUCACAAGGGAUCCCCUCCUGGUAUGCUGGCGGGGAGGCGAAGAAAGAGCUGAAGAUCCAUGCAAGGGGCUGGCAAGGGCAAGUCAACAACCCAGGAGCAACGGGGAGCAAGCGGAGAACGCCGUCGUUUAGCAUGUUGCGCACGUUACACGCCGACAGGUGCAGCGGCGUUGAGACCCUCUUCAGGCUCCUCAUCAAGGCGAUGCCGCAGCAUCUUCGGGUCCUCACUCUCUCCGGCAACGUACGCGACCCCCCCUCCCCCCAUCUCUUCCAGAGCUUCUGUUUCCCACCUGCCCCGCAGAUGAGCGGGACGGACGUGCUGGUCCUCGCGCAGGCUUGCAGAUCUCUGAAGGAGCUAUCCCUACGGUACUGCUCCAACGUGCUGCCAGGGGACGUCGAGAUGCUGGAGCGUCGAGGAAUCAAAGUCACCAUCACCGACUACUCGAGGAGAUAA
Molecule: messenger RNA, 2619 nt
Organism: Guillardia theta CCMP2712
Lineage: Eukaryota; Cryptophyceae; Pyrenomonadales; Geminigeraceae
Exons: 27
Coding region: 1-2619 (872 amino acids)
Biological process (GO): SCF-dependent proteasomal ubiquitin-dependent protein catabolic process
Cellular component (GO): SCF ubiquitin ligase complex
Source: RefSeq, a predicted model, not a curated record